CAGCCACCGGAAGUCACUUCCCGGUCCCCGUAGUGUAGGUUACGCUUCUUAAAAAGUAAACACUAGCCUUAAAGACUUAAAGACACUUCGCGUCACGAGUGUUUCUGUUAUGUGAGAUUCCUCGCCUGCUCGCCUGUGACAGAAGAACAUUUAAAAGGAUGGAUGUGGUGUGUUUCCGCCUGCCUGGCCACAGCGACGCUGCGCUGAGGAACAUGAACUCCUUGCGGGAGCAGCGGCACUUCUGCGACAUCACCAUCAUGGCCGGCGGCAGGCAGAUGUUCCGGGGUCACAAAGUGGUGCUGGCUGCCGGCUCGGCCUUCCUCAGGGACCAGUUUUUACUGAACCCCUCUGCAGAGCUUCAGCAGGUGUCAGUGCUGCACAGCUCCACAGUGAUCCGAGAGCUGCUGCAGUCCUGCUACACGGGCAUCCUGCAGUUUAGCGCCAAAGAGAUCGUAAAUUACCUGACGGCAGCAAGCUACCUCCAAAUGGAGCACGUGGUGGAGAAGUGCCGAGUGGCUCUGAGUCAGUACCUGCAGUCGAAGAGCAGCAGUUCAGGAUCUGUAAAAACAGAAGAAUCACAGGCUAUGGCAGCAAUCGUCAGUGGAAGCACUCAUUCUCUGGACGAUAUGUCGCCCCCUUCUGAGCGUGCCUCGUCACUGCAGCCUCACAGCUCAGAGGAGGAGCCGCAGGUCUCAGGAGUCGAACACGCCGGUGUUCAGCCCAGAGAUGAGGCUGAUUUUUCUAUAGCGCGGCUUCGAGCCUCAGAGCACUCCGGAGGUGUUGAGGACGAAGAGAGCAGAAACGACUUCAGCGUGUUCGAGGUGCGCAUCAGGGACGAGCACCAUGACGUCGAGGAGAACUCAGGAGUCCAGGAGGAUGCCGGAGACGCAGUGGACGUGUUAGCCGUACGACAGUUGACACAUCCACAUGCAGAGGAUCUGAGCAGGGAUGAAGGUGGAGCGCCGGGCAGCAGCCCGAGGGGUGGAGUGCGCAUCUGGAGACGGAGAUUCGGGGAGCCCAGGGGCGGCCGUGGGCGGGGCUUCAAGCACAGGAAGCGCUACACCUACCGUGAACGAAGGCCUUUGGGGAACUUUCAGCAGGCUUGGCGCUUUCCCACCUCCGAGGAGAUCAUGGGGAGUUUCGGAGCAGGGAUGGGGCAAGACUACUUGGCUCUCGGAGAGGGUCCGAUGCGGGUGGAGUACCAGCCGUCGGAAUGCCAAGGAGAUGCGGCAGGUUCCGAUGGUGGCCCUGGUCACUUUAGCAUGGACGGAGCAAGCGCUGAGGACGAUGUAGGAGUCGUAUCGUUGCCCACUAAUGAAGACGGUGGUGAGGACUCUGUGGCUGUCGUGGGCUCCACAUCCUGCGUGACGGGCUCGGUGGCGUGCGAGCAGUGCGGCCUGGCGUUUUCUUCAGUGGAAGAUUUAGCCGCGCACUCGCGCUCCACCCACCUGCUGUACGUGUGCCCGUGCUGCGGCAAACACUUCAGCCAGACGAGCAACCUGAACCGCCACAUGGCCGUCCACCGCUCGGCCAAGCUCCACAGCUGCCCGCUGUGCCACAAGACCUUCACGCAGAAGUCCACGCUGUCCGACCACAUGAACAUGCACAGCGGACAGCGGCCGCACGUCUGCGCCUUCUGCCGCAUCUGCUUCGCCCACAAACCCGCGCUGCGGCGCCACCUGAAGGAGCAGCACGGCAAGACCACCGCGCAGAACUACCUGGAGAUCCAGAGGGAGUGUGAGGAGCCGGCUAUAGGAGGAGGAGUUUAAGAUGACUUUUCAGGAUGGAAUCUAAAGUAGCAUUAUUGAGAUAGAGGGACAGUUCUGGUGAGGAUUAAGGGCCAGAUUCUGACAACAUCUUAUCCACCUACAAUGUGCUAAAUUGAAUCCUAACUUGAGCUAAGCAAAGGAAACCACAUCAGGUGUGGUUUGGUGAAAUUUUUCAUUUACACUUUAUGCCAAUCAAUUAAGUCAUGUUUGGUAUCUGAACAUUUGCUUCUUUGAUUAUGCACUGGAGCUACCAGGAUAAUUUAGUGAACAAGUUACAGGUUCCUGACCUUUGUUUUUAGGCCAGAGGUUGAAACGUCUGGAACAAGUAUUGCAAGUCUUCUCACUCAGAAUAUUUUCAUCUAAUUUCAUCUCCAUGUUAGUGACUGCUGUUUUGAGUAAUUUUGUAUUUUAAUACUUGAGUACAAAAAAAGAAAAAGAAAACUAAUUAAUCAGUUAUUCAGUAUUUUAAAUAAUGUGCCACAACAAAUCAUGCAGUUCAUUGAAUAAUUUUAAAGUUUCUAACUUUAUACAGCCACAAAUAGAACAAACAUUGAGCCGCAUUUAUCAAGCUGGAUACGAACGGAUUUAUUCGUUAAUCAUUCGUAGGAGCUUUUACACAAAAAAAUUUGGUAUUGAAGGAAAAAAAACACAACUUAUUAUUAAAAGAUGGGUAACUGAGGCCCAUUAUCAGUAUCACAUAAACCAAAGCAGGUCACUUUUAGCUAUGUUUUUAGUAUUUUAUUUUAUUAUUAUUUAUCUUUCUUACUUUCUUUAUCCAUAUAAAUGCUCACUACAUAGGGUAAUAAUAUAAUAAUGUAAUAUAAUCUAAUGUAGUGUGCUAAAUACCUAUGAGAAACUUGUAUUUUAACUGGUAUAGCCUGCACAGGUUUGCACUCAGUAUUCUUUCUUGUGUUUUUACGCAGAUUAAAGUAUUGGCACCCUCUGCCUUGCUUAUUCAUGCGCAAAUCUUAAUACCCUUGCCUCAGACAACCCUUAAACUGUCGCUAUUUACAAAUUUAAGUUCAAAGUUGAAGAUUUUAUGCUAAAGAAUUUGGAAGAGAUGCAUGUUUAUCAUUUGUUACAUUAGCCUGAUAGCUCCAGAGCAAAACUGGAAGCCCAAACAUUGUCUUGGCUGAUCACUUGCGUUGAGGAAAGUAUAAAGCCAUUCCUUUAAGAGUCAGAAGACGCACAGAGAUGCGAGGAGCCUAAAGAUCCCGAAGUCAGAGUCUGGCCCUAAGUCUGAAAGUCAGAUUAGUUAUGUUGAUGCCUCACUAGCCACGUCCUGUUUAGUUAAUGAGGGCUUGGUUCUUCAGACUUGAGAACAUCUGUGCCUCAUUGAUAAAUUAGUAUCUGAACACUGUGCUGACAGACUGCAUUGUGGAGAAUAAAAACAGGAACAAAAUCAGUGUCGGUGUAAUUGUCUGUAUGUGUAUUCGGUAAAUAGCUUGUAACUAGUCGAAUAAACCAGUUAGCAACAAGCCAGUAACGUUGUAAUCAAGUGUAACGUUUUGUUUCAUGUUGUGUCUUUAGCUACGAUAUGUUGUCAUUUACAAUCAAUUAAAAAAAAACAGGGAGCUUUAAUGGAUUUCUUUCCCCUUCUUUUUCUGCAAAACAUUAUGGACUUGAUAAACGAUGACUUUUACACACGUUUGUGUCUGAAUGAUUUGCAUUUUCUGUUGUGCCUGUUUAAGAGCAUUGGCUGAAUUCAGUCCUAAGUGCAGAAUAUUAGCUUUAUACUACAGCGUGGUUGAUUUUGUGUAACAGCAGCUUAUAUUAAUUACACAGAGACUUGUAUGGAGGAUGAUCUACCUAUGCUGAUUUUAA
Molecule: messenger RNA, 3593 nt
Organism: Pangasianodon hypophthalmus (striped catfish)
Lineage: Eukaryota; Metazoa; Chordata; Actinopteri; Siluriformes; Pangasiidae
Product: zinc finger and BTB domain-containing protein 12
Exons: 5
Coding region: 159-1769 (536 amino acids)
Biological process (GO): regulation of transcription by RNA polymerase II
Molecular function (GO): protein binding; DNA-binding transcription factor activity, RNA polymerase II-specific; RNA polymerase II cis-regulatory region sequence-specific DNA binding
Source: RefSeq, a predicted model, not a curated record